Leptonychotes weddellii (Weddell seal) is the source of this 2112-nucleotide messenger RNA. RefSeq names its product family with sequence similarity 193 member B (gene FAM193B). The record is from RefSeq and is a predicted model, not a curated record. NCBI's taxonomy places the organism in Eukaryota, Metazoa, Chordata, Mammalia, Carnivora, Phocidae. Gene Ontology annotation, cellular component: nucleus; cytoplasm.
CAGCUCCUGCACCUCCUCCUCCACUCACCAGAGAGAUGGAAAGUUCUGUGACUGCUGCUACUGUGAGUUCUUCGGCCACAAUGCGAGAUGACAAAAUCGAGGCACACAGAGACUCAGUGACCUGCCCAAGGUCAUACAGCUUCCAAGUGACAAAGCCCGGGCUCAAACCUGCUUUCCUCGCUCCCGAGUCAGUGUGCUCACAAUGCUGUUACGUAUCUCCCACUCCCUCCGCCCACAGCUGCCUCAGCUCUGGGCCUGGCCGAGGCUGAAGCCACUUGGCCUUUGUGGCUAUGCCACCCGCUGCCCCGACGAGUCGGAAUUACACAGAGAUCCGCGAGAAGCUCCGCUCGAGGCUGACCAGGCGGAAAGAGGAGCUGCCCGUGAAGGGGGGCGCCCUGGGCGGGAUCCCUGGGGAGCCCGCCGUGGACCACCGAGAUGUGGAUGAGCUGCUGGAAUUCAUCAACAGCACGGAGCCCAAAGUCCCCAACAGCGCCAGGGCCGCCAAGCGGGCCCGGCACAAGCUGAAAAAGAAGGAAAAGGAGAAGGCCCACUUGGCAGCAGAAGCUCUAAAGCAGGUGAAUCGUAGUGUUUCUGGAAGCCGGGAGCCUAGGCCUGCCAGGGAGAGGCUCUUGGAGUGGCCUGACCGGGAGCUGGAUCGGGUCAACAGCUUCCUGAGCAGCCGUCUGCAAGAAAUCAAGAACACUGUCAAGGACUCUAUCCGUGCCAGCUUCAGUGUGUGUGAGCUCAACAUGGACAGCAAUGGAUUCUCUAAGGAGGGGGCUGCUGAGCCAGAGUCCCAGAGCCUAUCCCCCUCAAACCUCAAUGGCUCCUCAGAGCAACGGCCUGACAUUAACCUUGACCUGUCCCCUUUGACUUUGGGGUCCUCUCAGAACCACAUGCUACGAGUUCCAGGUGAGCCAGCCCCACCGUGGACAGAAAUGAGAGGCUCUCACCCACCAUGGACAGAGGUGAGGGGGCCCCCUCCCGGUAUCAUCCCUGAGAAUGGGCUAGUGAGGAGACUCAACGCCGUGCCCAACCUUUCCCGGGUGAUCUGGGUCAAGACACCCAAGCCAGGCAACCCUAGCCCUGAGGAGCCAAGCCCAAAGGAGGUUCCCAGUUGCAAGCAGGAGCUGCCCGAGCCUAUGGCCUCAAGUGGGAAGCCGCGGAAGGGCAAGAGACAGGGCAGUCAGGCCAAGAAGAACGAGGUGAGCCCAGCCCCCCGGUCCCCAGCCAGCCUCGAGGCUCCCAGUGCCAAGGGCCAGACCCCCAGCUCCAAGCAGCCAGGCAAGGCCCCGGAGCCUCCCAAAGUGGGCAGCUGUGCCGAGGCUGGAGAGGGGAGCCGGGGGAGCCAGCCAGGACCAGGCUGGGCUGGCAGCCCCAAAGCCGACGAGAAGGGCAGCUCCUGGCGAAACUGGCCAGGUGAGGCCAAAGCACGGCCUCUGGAGCAGGAGUCCAUGCAGCCCCCAGGCCCAGCGAGGCCACAGAGCUUGCCGCAGGGUAAGGGCCGCAGCCGCCGGAGCCGCAACAAGCAGGAGAAGACGGCCGCCUCCCUGGACGAUGUGUUCCUGCCCAAGGACAUGGAUGGGGUGGAGAUGGAUGAGACUGACCGGGAGGUGGAGUACUUCAAGAGGUUCUGUUUGGAUUCUGCAAAGCAAACUCGCCAGAAAGUUGCUGUGAACUGGACCAACUUCAGCCUCAAGAAAACCACUCCCAGCACAGCUCAGUGAGCCCCCUGCCGGGUCGAGCUGCUUCAGGGUGUCCUGAGACCCCAACUGCCAGCUGAAGGUCUACAGUUUCUUCCUCCACAUCCCUACCCACCUGCCCACGAUCCUCCCUGCUCCUCGCCAUCCUGGACCAACCAAAAGUUGAACGGAUGCUGUGCCGUGCUGGGGCCCCUCAGGACCUCCGCAGAGCCGCUUCCUGGUGCUACCCAGCCUCCUCACUCAGAGCCUGGGGGCUGGACUGGCCUGUGGGCCGGGGGCUGAUGGUACUGCUGGCCCAACACUGCUCUCUUUGUGUUUGGUUUUGUUUUUGUUCUUGUUUUUCAAUUCUUUACUUUUGAUACUGUGAAGAUCUUUCCUGCAGAAAGAUAAAGCAACAUUUGGACACAGA